Symbiodinium natans is the source of this 2302-nucleotide messenger RNA. Lineage: Eukaryota; Dinophyceae; Suessiales; Symbiodiniaceae. The record is from the annotation of a GenBank genome assembly.
AUGGCGACUUUGAGCUUCAGCCGGCGUGGCUGGUACCUCGCUCAGAGCACUGGGUGCCUACCAAGGUCAACCAAAGACUGUUGUACAAUGGUACACUGUUGCCUGGAUCUCAUCCAGGAGGUGGAUUCCCUGAACUUGCUGCUCAACGAGUCCUUGCGCACGGAUGACGCGAGGCUUUCAAAGAAGGCCUUGGAACUCGCAGACAGCCAAGACGUGGAGAAGAACGGCCGCACCUACAGCCUUCUUGUCCGCGCGGCUGGGGGCGACACGGAGGAGAUCCGCCGCCUUCUUGAGCAGAUGGGCUCCAUGGACCACCUGGUGGCGCAAGCUGUGCUCGACACCUGCUCCAAGACAGGGGACGUUGGCUUGGCAGAAACCCUCGCCAAGCGCUUGAACCCGGCGGAAGCAAACCAGGCUCCUUCGUUCAUGUCUCUGAUCCGCUUCUACACGGAGGUGGGCGAGCCUGCCAAAGCCUGCGACGUCUAUGCCGGCCUGACACAGAAGGGUGCAAAUGGACAGACGCAGCGGCCAACCAUCGAUGCCCGCACAAAGCACUGCCUCAUCGCGGCUGCCCAAAGUUGUGAGCGCCAGGACCUCCUCGAGGAUCUGAUUGAGGUGGAUGCAGCACAAGGCGGCGCACUUCUUCGGUCGGGAGGCAAGAACGGCGGAAUCGAUGGCGUCCUCAGUAUGCUAGAGGGCCCGACGAAGCUUCCCUCAACGGCCUGGAACAUUGCCUUGGACACCUGCGUGGAAAACGGGGAACUGGACAAGGCCAAGCACCUCGCGAAGAAGAUGAAGGAAGCGGGCGUCAUUGACGUCGUGUCCUACAACACCCUGCUGAAGGCUUACGUGCGCCACAGCCUCUUCGACCAAGCAUGCUCCCUCCUCUUGACCAUGCGUCAGGACUCGGCGCACAUGCCGAAUGCUGUGACCUACCACGAGCUCAUCAGCGGCCUGCUGAAGGCCAACAAGGAGAUACACAGGACCCGUGCCUGGGAGUUGGUUGCGGAGAUGCAGGCGGACCAGGUGGUGCCAAACAAGCUGCUGAUCGCCAACCUGCUGCGCAGUUUAAGGCCGAAGUCCUACGCCAAUGAAAUCAACCGGGCGAUGCAGCUGGUGGAUGCGGUGCAGCAUCAGGUGGAUGAGGGCCUCCUAUGCACCACGCUCGAAGCUGGCGUGCGAGUCGGCAAGGUCCCGGUGGUGCAGAAGAAGCUCAAGACCUUCCACGGAGAAGGGGCCCCCUUCCCCGUGAAGGUGACUGGGGCCCACAGCUUCGGCUCCCUCAUCAAGGCCUACGGCUUCGUCAAGGAUGUGGCGGGCGCCUGGGCAUGCUGGCGUGAGAUGUCCAUGCAGCACAUCCAGCCAACGAACAUCACCCUUGGCUGUAUGGUGGAGGCAGUGGCGAGCAAUGGCGAUGUCGACGGAGCGCACGAGCUUGUCCAAAGGCUGCUGGAAUCUCCAGAGACAAAGUCGCAGGUCAACGCCGUCAUCUACGGGUCGAUCCUGAAAGGCUUCAGCCGCAAGAAGCGCAUGGACCGGGUGUGGCAUGCAUUCAACGAGAUGCAAGUCCACGGGAUCACCCCGACCCUCAUGAGCUUCAACGCCAUUCUCGAUGGCUGCGUCCGCAACGACGAGGUCGACAAGAUCGACGGACUGCUCGAGACCAUGCGGAAGUACGGUUUCACGCCGAACCUGAUCACAUACAGCACCCUCAUCAAGGGCUACUGUGCUGCCGGUGACAUGCAGAGCGCCUUCGAGGUCUUCCGUCAGCUUCGCAGUGGCUCCGAGGCACCUGACGAAGUGGUGUACAACACGCUCCUCGACGGCUGCUUGCAAGCCGGCCUGGCUGAUGAAGGUGAACACCUCAUCCAGACCAUGAUGGAUUCAGGGCUGGCCCCGAGCAUCUACACCCUGAGCACGCUGGUGAAGAUUCUGGCGGGCGCGAAGAGGCUCGACCGCGCUUUCAAGAUUUGUGAGAACGCCUCGUCGCGCUUCCGCUUCCGCUUGGGUGCACAGCUGCAGACGGCCCUGCUGCAGGCCUGCAUUACCUGCAAGGCCUACGACCGCGGCGCCCGCUUCUACCUCAAGACUCACAAGGAUCGCUUGUCGGCAGACAAGAAGAUCUGCCAAUCGCUGAUCCGCGGCUGCGUCCACACCGGGAAGGCUGAGUUGGCGGCCGACCUACUCAAGGCAAUGCUGGGCAUCAGCGGAACCUCCGAGGCCGCCAGCCAGCAUCGAGCGGCACAGGAUUUCGACCAGGCCCUGUCCACCGAAGUCCUCAAGGCCCUAGCGGAGGCGAAAG